ACAGGUGCCGCGAUGGUGACGUCAUCGCCGCCCCUCUGACGUCAUAGUCUUCCCUCUGACGUCAUGGCGGUGCCGGGGGCGUGGCCGGCACGGGGGGCGGAGCCCUCGGACAGCAGCCCCGAGCCCCCCUCCCCCUCCAGCUCCCGGCCCCCCCUCUCCGACUCCAGCCCCUCCCCCACCGAGACCACGCCCACCCCGCGCGGGAGGGGCACAGGGGGCGGGGCCAGGUCUCGCCCCGCCCCUCCCAAUCCUGGCGGGGUGGGGGGGGAGCGGCCCCUGGCGCUGUUUGAGGAGGAGCUGGCCACCCGUCCUCGCGUGCUGUGGGGGCGACCUGAGCCCGGACAGCGGCUGGAACACAGCCCUGAGCCCGGACAGCGACUGCGGCACCGCACAGCCCCGUACAGCGCCCUGAGCCCGGACAGCGACUGCGGCAUCGCACAGGUGAGUGACACACCUGGGACAGACAGCGACUGCGGCACCGCACAGGUGAGUGACACACCUGGGACACACCUGGGACACCUGUACAGCCCUGCGCCCCGAAGCGACUGGGCGCCACACCUGGGACACACCUGUACAGCCCCGUCAGCCGAGCUCGACAGCGGCACCCGACAGAUGCUGCUGACUGCCGUGUCCCUGAGCGCCGUGGCCACCAACGGGCUGGACCCCGGGGGCGGGGCGCUGUCGCUGCUGUCGGGGGCGCUGGGCCCCGAGGCCGGCGGGGCCGUGGGGGUCUGCGGCUUCCUGAGCGCGGCGUUCACGUGCGCGGCGGCGGCGCUGGGCGGGGCCGAGCUGCUAUUGGUGUACCUGAGCCCCGGCUGGGCGGUGCUUCCUGGGCGUGGCCGCUGGGGCCGCCUCAACAACGGGCGUGGCUACGGGGCGGGGCUGCUGGCGCUGCUGGGGGCGGGGUCUCUGGCCCCGCCCCGCGUGCGCGCGGUCGCCGCCCCCUUGGGCCCCGCGGGGCUGCUGCUGGCGCUGCUGGCGCUGCAGGCGGGAUGCUAA
This is a messenger RNA of Camarhynchus parvulus, 999 nucleotides long. RefSeq names its product solute carrier family 12 member 6-like. Bases 64 to 999 code for a protein of 311 amino acids. The record is from RefSeq and is a predicted model, not a curated record. The transcript is spliced from 9 exons. NCBI's taxonomy places the organism in Eukaryota, Metazoa, Chordata, Aves, Passeriformes, Thraupidae. Gene Ontology annotation, cellular component: membrane. Gene Ontology annotation, molecular function: potassium:chloride symporter activity. Gene Ontology annotation, biological process: chloride transmembrane transport; chloride ion homeostasis; chemical synaptic transmission.